Messenger RNA from Cavia porcellus (domestic guinea pig), 885 nucleotides. RefSeq names its product cysteine-rich secretory protein 3. Gene Ontology annotation, cellular component: extracellular region. The transcript has 7 exons. NCBI's taxonomy places the organism in Eukaryota, Metazoa, Chordata, Mammalia, Rodentia, Caviidae. Bases 1 to 729 code for a protein of 242 amino acids. The record is from RefSeq and is a predicted model, not a curated record.
AUGGUAUUAUUCCCAGUGAUCCUGUCCCUGGUUGCUAUUGUGCUUCCAUCUUUCCCUGCAAAUGGAAAGAAGGUAUUUCCUGGUUUGUCAACCACCUUACCAAAAGUCCAAGAGGAGAUUGUAAAUAAACACAACGAACUAAGGAGAGCAGUGUCUCCAAAAGCCAGUGACAUGCUAAAGAUGGAAUGGUACGCUGCGGCAGCAGAGAAAGCCCAAGACUGGGCAAACCAUUGCAAGUACAGUCAUAGUGAAAAAGAAUUCCGAAAACCCAAUGUGAGCUGUGGUGAGAACCUCCUUAGGUCAAAUAUUCCCCUUUCAUGGUCAUCAGCAAUCCAAAUGUGGUAUAGUGAGAGCGAAGAUUUUAUCUUCAAUGUAGGACCAAAGACACCUACUGCAGUAAUUGGACACUAUACUCAGGUUGUUUGGUACUCCACUUUCCGUGUGGGAUGCGGAAUUGCCUACUGUCCUAACUUCUCUUUAAAAUACUUUAUGGUUUGUCAUUACUGUCCUGGUGGUAAUUUUAUGGAAAGACAAUAUACCCCUUACAAGCAAGGAGCCCCUUGUGCCAGUUGCCCUGGUCACUGUGAAGAUGGACUGUGCACCAAUGCUUGUGAUUAUCAAGACAGAUAUUCCAACUGUGCAGAAAUGAAACAAACACUAACCUGUAAUUUUACAGUGGUCAAGAAGUAUUGCAAGGCCACCUGCAAUUGUGAAGACAAAAUUUUUUAAGUGCCAAGUGGGCUGGGCUUCUUGGAGAAGGCCACGUCAUCUGCUUAGAUUUGACUCAUACUGCUAGAGAAAUCAUAGAUAUAGUAGCUUCCAAACAAUAAAAGUUCUUUUUUUCUGGAUCUGUUUCUUAUUUAACGGAAUCUCUUUCAUACAAUG